Lutzomyia longipalpis is the source of this 2004-nucleotide messenger RNA. RefSeq names its product protein ROP (gene Rop). Gene Ontology annotation, biological process: intracellular protein transport; neurotransmitter secretion; vesicle-mediated transport. The coding region runs from base 159 to 1946 and encodes 595 amino acids. Gene Ontology annotation, cellular component: plasma membrane; secretory granule. NCBI's taxonomy places the organism in Eukaryota, Metazoa, Arthropoda, Insecta, Diptera, Psychodidae. Gene Ontology annotation, molecular function: syntaxin binding. The record is from RefSeq and is a predicted model, not a curated record. The transcript has 6 exons.
GAGAAGUUGGCAGCACAGGUGGUAAGAAGGUAAAAGUUGGCAGCAGUGUCUGAUUGGAAAAAUCAAUAAUUCAGAAUUUUCAUCAUUUUUCUCGUGAUUCAGAGGAGGAAAUUCUCUGUGAAAAUUGCCAGUGAAAAGGUGCAAAAAGUGCAGGAGACAUGGCGUUGAAAGUGCAAGUUGGUCAGAAGAUCAUGAAUGAGGUGAUCCGCUACAAGGGCCCCAGCACCAAGAAACCCAACCCUGGGAAGGCAGCUAAUGUGGAAUGGAGGGUACUGGUGGUGGAUAAACUGGCCAUGCGAAUGGUGUCGGCCUGCUGCAAAAUGCACAACAUCAGUGCAGAAGGCAUUACACUUGUCGAGGAUAUCCAUAAGAAGCGUGAGCCUCUGCCCACAAUGGAGGGUGUCUACCUCAUUACACCCUCUGAGGAGUCUGUUCGUGCUCUCAUUCGGGACUUUGAUCAUCCCAAUCGUCCCAUGUACAAAGCAGCUCAUGUCUUCUUCACUGAAGUGUGUCCGGAGGAGCUCUUCAACGAUCUGUGCAAAUCGUGCGCCGCGCGCAAGAUAAAGACGCUGAAGGAGAUCAACAUUGCGUUCUUGCCAUAUGAGGGCCAAGUCUUCUCACUGGACUCGCCGGACACCUUCCAGUGUCUCUAUUCGCCGAGCCUUUCAUCGGCUCGGGUGGCGCACAUGGAGAGAAUUGCUGAGCAAGUGGCUACUCUGUGCGCCACCCUUGGCGAGUAUCCCUCGGUGCGGUAUCGCGCCGAUUGGGACAGGAAUGUGGAGCUGGCACAGCUGGUGCAGCAGAAGUUGGACGCGUACAAGGCGGACGAGCCAACGAUGGGCGAGGGCCCUGAGAAGUCACGCUCGCAGCUUAUUAUUCUCGAUCGUGGCUUCGAUUGUGUCUCGCCGCUCUUGCACGAGCUCACGCUUCAGGCCAUGGCGUACGAUUUGCUUCCGAUUGUCAAUGAUGUUUACAAAUAUCCACCGUCACCCAAUGCCAUGGACAAGGAGGUGCUCCUGGAUGAGAAUGAUGAGCUCUGGGUGGAGCUGAGGCAUCAACAUAUUGCCGUUGUUAGUACGCAGGUUACGCAGAAUUUGAAGAAAUUCACCGAAUCCAAGCGUAUGAGUCAGGGUGAUAAGCAAUCAAUGCGUGACUUGUCGCAAAUGAUUAAGAAGAUGCCGCAAUAUCAGAAGGAACUCUCCAAGUACUCCACCCAUCUCCAUCUCGCCGAGGACUGCAUGAAAUCCUACCAAGGGUUUGUGGAUAAACUCUGUCGCGUUGAACAGGAUCUCGCAAUGGGUACUGAUGCUGAGGGUGAAAAAAUUAAGGAUCACAUGAGAAAUAUUGUUCCCAUUCUCCUCGAUACGAGUGUCUCCAACUACGACAAAGUUCGCAUCAUUGCAUUGUAUGUGAUGAUUAAGAAUGGAAUUUCCGAGGAGAAUCUCUCCAAGCUCUUUACUCAUGCACAAAUUGGGCAAAAGGAGCAGGAGAUGGUGCGCAAUUUGACCUAUUUGGGCAUCAAUGUUGUCCCUGAUGGCAACCGAAAGAAACAGUACACAGUGCCGAGGAAGGAGAGGAUCACUGAGCACACAUACCAGAUGUCCCGAUGGACCCCAGUGGUGAAGGAUAUUAUGGAAGAUGGUAUUGACGAUAAGCUCGAUGCACGUCACUUCCCCUUCCUCGCUGGACGUUCACAGAGUGCAACGUAUCAUGCCCCAACGAGUGCCAGAUAUGGUCAUUGGCACAAAGAUAAGACACAGGCAGCUGUGAAGAAUGUCCCACGUCUUCUUGUCUUCAUUGUGGGUGGGGUGAGUUUCUCCGAAAUGCGCUGUGCAUACGAAGUUACGGCCAAUAAUAAGAAUUGGGAAGUUAUUAUUGGGUCAUCGCACAUCCUCACACCGGAAAUCUUUCUCAGUGAUUUGGGAUCCCUGUCCAAGGAGGAUUAAGGUACUUUCUGUUUUUUUUGACAUGGCAGUCAAUUAAUAUUAUUACUAUUAAAUUCAU